AUGCCUGUCAACUACCUAAUCUUGCUCAGCCGCCAGGGCAAAGUGAGACUUGCCAAAUGGUUCGUCACGCUGUCUCCAAAGGACAAAGCAAAGAUUGUUCGCGAUGUGUCCCAGCUGGUCCUAUCUCGAAGGACACGCAUGUGCAAUUUCCUUGAAUACAAAGACAGCAAAGUCGUCUAUCGUCGAUAUGCUUCGUUGUUCUUCAUUGCCGGCUGCGACUCCACAGACAACGAACUGAUCACCCUCGAGAUCGUUCACCGCUACGUUGAGCAAAUGGACAAGUACUAUGGCAAUGUCUGCGAACUAGACAUCAUCUUCAACUUUCAAAAGGCAUACUUCAUACUGGAUGAGUUGCUUCUCGCUGGCGAGAUGCAGGAAAGCAGCAAGAAGAAUGUUCUCCGCUGCAUCAGCCAAGAGGACAGCCUCGAAGACAUGGAGGUAAGUGAUGUUAGGGCUGUGCUCUGA
Messenger RNA from Cyphellophora europaea CBS 101466, 465 nucleotides. RefSeq lists its product as uncharacterized. The record is from RefSeq and is a predicted model, not a curated record. Gene Ontology annotation, biological process: protein transport; vesicle-mediated transport. NCBI's taxonomy places the organism in Eukaryota, Fungi, Ascomycota, Eurotiomycetes, Chaetothyriales, Cyphellophoraceae. The transcript is spliced from 4 exons. Gene Ontology annotation, cellular component: AP-1 adaptor complex; intracellular membrane-bounded organelle. Gene Ontology annotation, molecular function: clathrin-cargo adaptor activity. The coding region runs from base 1 to 465 and encodes 154 amino acids.